Messenger RNA from Mucor mucedo, 1485 nucleotides. RefSeq lists its product as uncharacterized. The record is from RefSeq and is a predicted model, not a curated record. The coding region runs from base 106 to 1485 and encodes 459 amino acids. The transcript is spliced from 4 exons. NCBI's taxonomy places the organism in Eukaryota, Fungi, Mucoromycota, Mucoromycetes, Mucorales, Mucoraceae.
GUUUCGUACUACAAAUAAACGGACUAGACGAAACGCCGUGAACACAUAAGCCUCUCUGUAUUUGUACUUUUGGCGCUUUUAACAUCGUGUUGUGGAAGAAAGAAGAUGGAAGAAGUCUAUGACUAUUCUCGGCAUAGAUAUUUUAUUGCUAUCGAUUUGGGAUAUGACAAGAUUACCUCUAUAGCGGCAGCCAUUAUUAAAAAUACAAGGGAUGACGAAAGGAUUGAAAACGAAUACUGUGCCUCAUUUUUAUAUGACACUACCACCAGAAAGGUCAUUGCCAGAGUCAACAAUGUUGAUGAAGCGAAUGAGAAUCCGAAAGGGUUUCAAGAAGGCGUUAUUUAUGUACGAAACAUUUUAAGCGAGCUCGCUGACAUUUAUUUAAAAUCCAAGCAACAACCUUUCUAUAAUACGGCACUGUACGCGGUCUUGUACGAGGAAGCUAUAGACCUGUUACAAAAAUUACUGGAUAUUUAUAAACAAGAAUUGAAUAGUGUAAAUAUGGAUUUUUAUUAUUCUUUGAACCUUCCAACCAGUUGGGAUUAUGAAAUAAGAGAAGAAUUGUUCCUGCCUCUAUUCGUAAAAGCUGGUCUUCUCCAUGAAAAUGAUGGUCCGGGCAGGCUGGUGUUUUAUUCAAUGUUAGAGUUAAAGUUUCAACACACACAUGGAUUGAGAUACUGGAAUGAUGCUGAAAACAUAAAGUAUGGUGAUCAGCGCAUUAUAUGUACAAUAGAUUUCCAAGUUACAUACUCUGUGGAUUUGAAAUUGGUAUCAGCUCAAUACCCUGCUUUCAGAUUAUCAAAUAGAGACUUGGUGCCACAAUUGUUGAAACAAGCUCAUUUUGUAAUCCCGUAUGGACUAAAGGAACUACGAUUGUCAUUAAUAGCAUGUGUGGAAAAGCAUUGUGAUACUACGUUUUCAUCAGAAUCUAUCGACGACAUGAUUGAAAAACUCAGUCAACGCUACGAUGGAAUUAAUUAUUCGACAUAUCCAAGUGAUGUUUUAGAUGAUCAGCCAUUCCCAGACUUGAAAUCUCGCUGGACGAAUGAAUCAAUCACUUUUAAAAACAUACUUGAACAUUUUUCUGGUUUUGUUGAAAAAUUCUUUAGAAAUGAAGUAGAUAAAUUUCUUGUAGGCACGAGCAAUACAGUACCCAGACCAUUGGUCAUUAUUUACACAAGUCGAAUCCCGCACACAUGUUAUGCUAUGGGGCUAAUGUCAUCACUUGAACGUUGGUCGAGAAAGUAUUACAGUGAACUAAAAGAAUCUUACAUAUCCGCGGAACUAGGUGAUAAUUCCCCCAUAUUUGAACUCUUUGACUAUGAUCACCGAAGAGAUGCAACUCAAAAGCUUUUAGAAAACCGAAUGGAAGAAUUUAACGUGCGCAGAAACCCAGUUAUACUACCCAAAGAAACAACAAUGGAAGAACCCAAAAGUUGCUUAAAGCCUAUUAUCUUCAUCAAUAUCGGUAAAUUGACUCCUUAG